AUGGCCGAUUCGAUUCAAGAAGAGGUGGCGGCCCUAAUCAAGGGAGCUGCUGCAUCUUGCGGAGCCCCGGUCAAGCGGAGUAAACGAGACGGCAUGAGCUGCAUGGUAAAUUCCUUGGGAGGAGCGGCCCAGGACGACAGAGCUCUAGCCCUCAUCAAUCCAGCAGAAUGGAACGGCUUCACCCUCGAGCUCGCGGACAGCGCACCACAGAUCAUAGCCGCCGCCGUCCAGGUUCUCAAGACGCAGGCUCAGAAGAACAAAUUCGCCAUCAUGGUGGCUGCCGCGGCCGUAGCUGGGAUUUGGACGGACGUGACUAAGCCUGCGGCGGAGGUUGCUCACAAGUACGUCUUUGAUGGCGGCCAAUUUGGAAGUUCGAAGGAGCAUCCAGAUGGGAAAGGCGAUCAUGGCCAAAAGACGCCGAAGACAACUGCAACAUCAACUACUUCAUGCAAUCCAUCAGCUACUGUUAACGAGAACUCGGUAGCCAGCCUGUGA
Molecule: messenger RNA, 495 nt
Organism: Purpureocillium takamizusanense
Lineage: Eukaryota; Fungi; Ascomycota; Sordariomycetes; Hypocreales; Ophiocordycipitaceae
Exons: 3
Coding region: 1-495 (164 amino acids)
Source: RefSeq, a predicted model, not a curated record